This is a messenger RNA of Funneliformis caledonium, 389 nucleotides long. Lineage: Eukaryota; Fungi; Glomeromycota; Glomeromycetes; Glomerales; Glomeraceae. The record is from the annotation of a GenBank genome assembly.
UCUCAUCAAGUAAUAUACCUGGUUCUAAAGGGACCCCUUCAAUACUAUUAACAAGAGAUUCUUCAUCUUUUUCAUUGUCUUCAUUAUUAUUAGAUCAUAAUCAACCUUUAUCAAGCAAUAUAACUUCUAGCUUAUCAGGACGUAUUGCUGAUAAUGAAAUAAAUUUACACAAAGUUCGAGAUUGGUUAAAAAAUUUUGAAGAUAAUCUUUUACAAGCUAAAAAAACAAUAGCUGAACGUGAUAGAGAAUUACAAAAUAUUCAGAAUACUUUGAAAGACGCAGAAACCUUAAAUGAAAUAUUACAAGAAGAUCUUGCUAAAAUAACAGAAAAGUCUCGAUCACUUUCUGGUGGCUUCUCUAGUGAGAAAGUUUCUAUUGAAAUAUUAUAA